Molecule: messenger RNA, 2933 nt
Organism: Trematomus bernacchii (emerald rockcod)
Lineage: Eukaryota; Metazoa; Chordata; Actinopteri; Perciformes; Nototheniidae
Gene: afg2a
Product: spermatogenesis associated 5
Exons: 17
Coding region: 62-2764 (900 amino acids)
Cellular component (GO): cytoplasm
Molecular function (GO): ATP binding; ATP hydrolysis activity
Source: RefSeq, a predicted model, not a curated record
AGCAGCGCUCGGUGUUUACACAUGUCUGUGUGCUCACGUGGGGGAUCUUUCCAAUAUUAAAAUGUCUUCAAAGAAAAAUAAAAGCAAAUCUAAAAGACUGAGUGAGGGGGACAGCUCCCUGCUACUGAACGAGGGGUCCAAUGACUCCUCCGGCCUGCAGACAUCCCGCAGCGAUGGAGGAAGCUGCAAAAGUUUGAACUGCAACUCAUUCAUUGUCAACGAUUUCAUUGAUAAAGCUGAUGACAAAACACCCAAGAGUUGCAGAUCGAUUUUAGUCCAACUCAGCCUGAACUCAAUGAAGUCAGCCAGUGUUUGCAUCGGGAGGCCGGUGCUGCUGACGAGUCCCACCGGACAACAAGAGGUGUGUUUAGGAUGGCCGGUUGCCACGUUUCCUAGUGGUAAAGUUGGUCUUCAGAAAUGUGCUCAGAAUAACCUGAGAGUGAAGUCAGGAGGAGAGGUGAUGCUGCACCCCAUCACAGGUCCUGUGCUUCAGGCUGUGGAGGUGGUUCUCUCCAACAGGUCAAAAGACGAGACACUAGAGACAGAGGAGUUCAAGAGCUUCUUACUGAGGUCUCUGGUUGGGAACAUCCUCCUGCCAGGAAAUGUCGUCCCCUUGACCUACUUCGGCCGGUCAUGCAAUCUCCGGGUGGAGACCAUAAGAGGGGAGGAUGGAGUCUGCCUCCACAGACCUUCUCCCCCCUCAGGACCCCCCCCUGACCCAGAGGAGUCCUCCGUGAUGGACUCAGUGCUGGACUCCACCUCAGCCGACCUCUCCCUGCAGCUCAGCCUGCUCACUGUGGACGAUAACGGCUCUGACGGGGCCCCGAGCUCAAAUGGAGAGUCGGGUCCUGCAGCCAGCACCCCACGCCGACCUGCCCACCUCCCCCACCCCCACCUCUCCUCCCUCUCCUCCCCCCCUGCUCCCUGCACCCCGUCCUCCCAUGAUUCUCCUGCAGAGGGGUCUUACAGUCUGGAGAGCUCACAGCAGGCUGAUAGUGUCCCCACAGCUCCCCCUGGUGGAGCUCAGAGUUCUGACACCUUCUACUGCCUCUCCUGCUCCACUAAAGUCAGCUUCAGAGACAGAGCAGGGCAGGAGGACCCAGAUGCUGAAGCUCAAAGGUCAAAGGUCAAAUACUGCAUGAUUGGUGGGCUCAGCAGCCAGCUGGACGUCAUCAGAGAGACCAUCGAGCUUCCUCUGAAACAUCCAGAGUUAUUCUCCAAAUAUGGUAUCCCACCUCCCCGAGGAGUCUUACUAUACGGUCCCCCAGGCACCGGGAAGACUAUGAUUGCACGAGCCAUAGCCAAUGAGAUUGGAGCUCACAUGACGGUCAUCAACGGCCCAGAAAUUGUUAGCAAAUUUUAUGGUGAAACGGAGGCAAAGCUAAGGCAGAUAUUCACUGAGGCGUCUCAGAGACAACCUGCGAUAAUCUUCAUCGAUGAGCUGGACGCUCUGUGUCCCAAGAGAGACGGAGCGCAGAACGAGGUGGAGAAGCGAGUCGUUGCUUCUCUGCUGACUCUGAUGGACGGGAUUGGUUCAGAGGGUCACUCAGGUCAGCUGAUAGUUCUGGGGGCCACAAACCGGCCCCAUGCCAUCGACCCCGCCCUGCGCCGCCCAGGACGCUUCGACAAGGAGCUGGAGGUGGGAGUUCCUACUGCUGCCGAGCGUGCAGAUAUUCUGCAGAAGCAGCUGAGCUUCGUGCCGUGCAACGCCACCAGCGAGGAGGUGACGCAGCUGGCCGACGCUGCCCACGGAUACGUAGGAGCGGACCUCGCAGCUGUUUGCAAAGAAGCAGGUUUGCAUGCACUGAGGCGAGCACUUGGUGGCUCCUACCAUCAGUCGGACCAGCAGCUGAUGGGCACGGUGACGGUCACUCUGCAGGACCUCCAGUGGGCCAUGACUGUUGUGAAGCCAAGCGCCAUGAGGGAGGUCGCCAUCGAUGUCCCCAAGGUUCGCUGGUCGGAUGUUGGCGGGAUGGAGGAGGUGAAGCUGAAACUGAAGCAGGCCGUGGAGUGGCCCCUGAGGCACCCCGAGGCCUUCACCCGGAUGGGCAUCCAGCCCCCUAAAGGAGUCCUGCUGUACGGCCCCCCUGGCUGCUCCAAGACCAUGAUCGCCAAGGCGCUGGCCAAUGAGAGCGGACUGAACUUCCUUGCUAUAAAAGGUCCAGAGUUACUGAGCAAGUAUGUUGGAGAGUCUGAACGAGCCGUGAGAGAGGUGUUUAGGAAGGCGCGGGCCGUCGCUCCGUCCAUCGUCUUCUUUGAUGAGAUCGACGCUCUCGCCAGUGAGAGAGGAAGCUCCUCGGGCUCCGGCGGUGUCGGCGACCGCGUCCUCGCUCAGCUCCUGACAGAGAUGGACGGCAUCGAGCAGCUCCGAGACGUCACCGUGUUGGCCGCCACCAACCGACCCGACAUGAUCGAUAAGGCUUUGAUGCGUCCAGGUCGCCUUGACCGAAUCAUCUACGUUCCUCUUCCAGAUGCUCCGACCCGACAGGAAAUAUUUUCUCUCCUGUUCCGCAACAUGCCUGUAGCCCAAAAUGUGUCAAUUGAAGACCUGGUGACCCGGACCGGCAAGUACUCUGGAGCUGAGAUAACGGCAGUAUGCAGAGAGGCUGCCCUACUGGCCCUGCAAGAGGACAUCAAAGCUCAGCUCAUCGAGGCCAGACACUUUGAAAGUGCCCUGAACACUGUGAAGCCCCGGAUCCCCGACUCUCUCAUCCAGUCCUACAUCAGCUAUCAGCAGGACCGCAGCGGCCUGUGCUUCUUCUGAGCAGGUUGCCAUGGAACAAGUCAAACUAAGGAACUUUUCUCAAAGGAAAUGUAAUGUUAUUUUGGAAAUAAAUGGUUUCAGCUACCCUGGUUUGCUGUAUAAUUAUGAUAAGGAAGUGACAUGUAAACCAGCUGAACAUGAAGUGCUAAAUAAACAAUUCCCAAACUGG